Lolium perenne is the source of this 2332-nucleotide messenger RNA. Its product is annotated as peroxisomal acyl-coenzyme A oxidase 1. Gene Ontology annotation, cellular component: peroxisome. Gene Ontology annotation, molecular function: acyl-CoA oxidase activity; fatty acid binding; FAD binding. Gene Ontology annotation, biological process: lipid homeostasis; fatty acid beta-oxidation using acyl-CoA oxidase; long-chain fatty acid metabolic process. The record is from RefSeq and is a predicted model, not a curated record. Lineage: Eukaryota; Viridiplantae; Streptophyta; Magnoliopsida; Poales; Poaceae.
GCACCAUCGCGCUUCUCGCCUCGCCUCGCCCCCUUUCUACUCCCCGCACGGCAGCACCCACACAAAUUUCGCCACCAGCUAGCCAUGGCGCUGUUGGACGGAGGGGAGGUGGACCACCUCGCCGGGGAGAGGGCCACGGCGCUGUUCGACGUCGACGCCAUGAAGGUCGCCUGGGCCGGCUCGCGCCACGCCGUCGAGGUCAACGACCGCAUGGCCAGACUCGUCGCAUCAGACCCUGUGUUCCGCAAGGACACAAGGACGAUGCUCUCCAGGAAGGAGCUGUUCAAGGACACGCUCAAGAAGGCGGCACACGCGUGGAAGCGCAUCGUGGAGUUACGCCUUACAGAAGAGGAAGCAAAUUUGCUGAGGCUGUACGUUGACCAGCCUGGUUACGUUGAUCUCCACUGGGGCAUGUUUGUUCCUGCUAUAAAAGGGCAAGGAACUGAAGAGCAACAGCAGAAGUGGUUACCAAUGGCGUACAAGUUCCAAAUUAUUGGAUGCUAUGCUCAGACUGAACUUGGCCAUGGUUCAAAUGUCCAGGGUCUUGAGACAACUGCCACAUUUGAUCCAAAUACCGAUGAGUUUAUUAUGCACAGCCCCACUCUGACCUCUAGCAAGUGGUGGCCUGGUGGCCUGGGAAAAGCUUCCACUCAUGCAGUUGUGUAUGCUCGUCUGAUAACGGAAGGAAAAGACUAUGGCAUACAUGGUUUCAUUGUGCAGUUGCGUAGCUUAGAUGACCACUCUCCGCUUCCGGGCAUUACUCUUGGUGAUAUUGGUGGGAAAUUUGGCAGUGGUGCAUAUAACAGCAUGGAUAAUGGUGUUCUGCGCUUUGACCAUGUGCGCAUCCCAAGGGAUCAAAUGUUGAUGAGGCUUUCUCAAGUUACAAGGGAGGGAAAAUAUGUACACUCAGAUGUACCAAAGCAGCUUCUUUAUGGUACAAUGGUUUAUGUUCGUCAAACAAUUGUUGCAGAUGCUUCUAAGGCUUUGUCCCGUGCUGUUUGCAUUGCUGUAAGGUAUAGUGCUAUCCGAAAGCAGUUCGGUUCCCAAGCUGGUGGCCCUGAGACUCAGGUCCUCAAUUACAAGACUCAACAAAGUAGGCUCUUUCCUUUGCUGGCUUCAGCUUAUGCAUAUAGGUUUGUGGGUGAAUGGCUCAAGUGGCUAUACACGGAUGUCACACAGAAGCUGGAAGCUAAGGAUUUCUCAACACUGCCUGAGGCUCAUGCGUGUACUGCUGGGUUGAAGUCCGUGACAACAUCGGCAACAGCUGAUGCAAUUGAAGAAUGCCGAAAAUUGUGUGGUGGGCAUGGUUACCUGAACAGCAGUGGGCUUCCUGAACUGUUCGCGGUCUAUGUUCCUGCUUGCACUUAUGAAGGAGACAAUGUUGUUUUGCUUUUGCAGGUUGCAAGGUUCUUAAUGAAGACUGUUUCUCAGUUGGCCUCUGGGAAGCAACCUGUUGGUACAACAGCAUACAUGGGCAACAUACAGUACUUGGUGCAAUGCAAGAGUGCUGUAAAUACAGCUGAAGACUGGCUUAAUCCUGCUGCCAUAAAGGAGGUGUUUGAAGCUAGGGCGCUGAGGAUGGCGGUAAAUUGUGCCCAGAACAUAAGCAAGGCCCCAAGCCAAGAAGAAGGUUUUUCUGAGCUCUCCCCUGAUUUACUUGAGUCUGCUGUGGCCCACGUCCAGUUGAUUAUUGUGACCAAGUUCAUCGAGAAGCUGCAGCAGGACAUCAUUGGCCAUGGAGUGAAGGAUCAGCUCCAGAACCUCUGCAACAUCUACGCGCUCCAUCUUCUCCACAAGCACUUGGGCGACUUCCUGUCGACGGGGUGCAUCACGCCCAAGCAGGGAGCGCUGGCAAACGAGCAGCUCGGAAAGCUCUACGCCCAGGUGCGGCCUAACGCGGUGGCGCUGGUUGACGCAUUUGAUUACACAGACCACUACCUGGCUUCCGUACUGGGGCGGUAUGAUGGGAACGUGUACCCGGCGCUGUACGAGGAGGCGUGGAAGGACCCUUUGAACGAGACGGUGGUGCCGGACGGUUACCAGGAGCACCUCCGGCCGCUGCUCAAGCAGCAGCUCAAGCUUUCCAGGCUAUGAAUGAUCCUGAAUCUGUCCACGGACGUGUUCGGAGUCUAUAGCAAUAAUAAUCAAGGAGAGGUGAUUGUUUGUCACUUGUGAAAAAUAGCAAGAGGGACAGUGACGUUAGAAUAAAGAUUGUACCAGUAAACUAGCACGUGAGAGACAGCUGUAGCCUGUAGUAGCAAAGUUGGUUACUAUGGAUGUGAUGAUUCUAUUAUCUCUACUACUAUAGUACACAAUUUUUUGAACAUUUGAA